AUGGCUCGGGCAUUGGGAGCACCAGUUGCACUGUGGCUGUUGGGCUUGUGCUGGUCUUUGGCCAAAGCCCACCCUCUGGCUAGAGCUCCUGAGCAUGGGCACGGAGUUGAAGGUGGGAACGUGGCCAAGCCGGAUGCAGACGUGACGGAACGCUGCUCGGAUGGCUGGGGCUUUGAUGCUACCACCCUGGAUGAGCAUGGGAACAUGCUGUUUUUAAAAGGGGAGUUUGUGUGGAAGGGUCAUGCCUGGGCCCGACAGUUAAUCUCAGAGAGGUGGAAGGAUGCCCCCAGUCCCGUGGAUGCUGCAUUCCGCUAUGAUCAUAACAGUGUCCUUCUGAUCAAGGGGGACAAAUUCUGGGUAUAUCCUCCUGAGAAGGGGCAAGAAUAUCCAAAGUUGCUCCAAGAGAAGUUUCCUGGAAUCCCAAUCCCACUGGAUGCAGCUGUGGAAUGUCACCGCGGAGAAUGCUCUGAGGAGGGUGUCUUCUUCUUCCAAGGCAACCACACGUGGUUCUGGGACUUCUCUACAAGUACCAUAAAGGAACGUUUCUGGCCGGCCGUUGGGAACUGCUCCUCGGCCAUACGAUGGCUCAACCGCUACUACUGCUUCUGGGGUAACAAAUUCCUGCGCUUCGACCCCAUUGAUGGAAAAGUGAAUUUCAGUUAUCCUCGGGAUGUCCGAGAUUACUUUAUGCCCUGCCCUAACAGAGGCCAUGCACACAGGAAUGCAACCCAGCAUGUGGAUAAGCGCUGUAGCCCACAUCUAGUCUUGUCUGCAUUGCUCUCUGACAACCAUGGUGCCACCUAUGCUUUCAGUGAGAACCACUACUGGCGUCUGGACAGCAGCCGGGACGGAUGGCACAGCUGGCUCAUCGAGCAUCUGUGGCCCCAAGGCCCCUCAACAGUGGAUGCUGCCUUCCUCUGGGAUGAAAAGCUCUAUCUGAUCCAGGGUACCCAGGUAUAUAUCUUCCUGACAAGGGCAGGCUACACUCUCGUAAAAGAUUAUCCAAAGCAGCUGGAGAAGGAAUUCCCUCAAGGGGUCAGCCUUCAUUCCGUGGAUGCAGCCUUUACCUGUCCUGGAUCUUCUCGGCUCCACAUCAUGGCAGGCCAGAAGCUGUGGUGGCUGGACCUGAAGUUAGGAGCUCAAGCCACGUGGACAGAGCUUCCUUGGCCCCAUAUGAAGGUCGAUGGGGCCCUGUGUACAGAGAAGUCUCUGGGCCCCCACUCGUGUUCCGCCAAUGGUCCGGGCUUGUACCUCGUCCAAGGCCCCAAUCUGUACUGCUACAAAGACGUGGAGGAACUGAGCAAGACCAAGGACCUUCCCCAGGCCCAGAGGAUGAACAGCCUCCUGGGCUGCGCUCCCUCCCAGCACUCCUGA
Budorcas taxicolor (takin) is the source of this 1374-nucleotide messenger RNA. RefSeq names its product hemopexin (gene HPX). Bases 1 to 1374 code for a protein of 457 amino acids. The record is from RefSeq and is a predicted model, not a curated record. Gene Ontology annotation, molecular function: heme transmembrane transporter activity. Gene Ontology annotation, biological process: intracellular iron ion homeostasis; heme transport. Lineage: Eukaryota; Metazoa; Chordata; Mammalia; Artiodactyla; Bovidae. The transcript has 10 exons.